Owenia fusiformis is the source of this 2232-nucleotide messenger RNA. Lineage: Eukaryota; Metazoa; Annelida; Polychaeta; Sabellida; Oweniidae. The record is from the annotation of a GenBank genome assembly.
AAAAGCGGAUAUGCCCAAUAUAGUUAUCAGGAUGACGAUGAUAUAAGAUGUGUGUGUUUGAGGCUUGGUUUCACAACAACGAAUGAACCAAGAGUACGAGCACACCACAAAAGUAACCCAAUAUUAAAGUGUCCACGUAUCAUCUGAGGAAUCAUGUGGAUGGUCCAGAGAUUUAUCCUUGUUGUUAUUUCAGCAAUUUGCAUUCAGGGAAAUGUAGUAAAAAGAAACAAAGGUGAUGACGAGGUGUGUUAUGACAAAUUGGGCUGCUUCAGCAACGGAGGUCCUUUCUGGGAUCGUGCCAUUGCCUUCACUCCCGAAUCCCCCGAGGUCAUAGGAACAAAGUUUUACCUGUUCACCAGAACCAACAGAAACAAAGCUCAUAUUCUUGUCACUGAUGAUAAGAAUACUUUAUCCAGUGUGUAUGACCCCAAGAAAGAAACGAAGAUAAUUGUUCAUGGGUUCAUCAACAGCGCUGAAACGCCUUGGAAAGAGGAGAUGACAAACGCCCUUUUGGACUAUGGUGACUUCAAUGUGAUAGUUGUGGAUUGGAGAGUUGGUGCAUUACCAUUGUAUUCCCAAGCUUCUGCCAACACACGAGUAGUCGGGGCACAGAUCGCCAGACUCAUUACUAACUUAGAGAGCGCUACCGGUGUGAAGCCUGAGACGUUCCACAUCAUUGGUCACAGUCUAGGUGCCCAUAUUGGAGGCUAUGCUGGAGAGAGAAUCAACAGACUGGGAAGAAUCACUGGUAUGGACCCAGCUGGUCCUUACUUCGAGGGAAGAGAGAUUGUGGUUAGGCUGGAUCCAACAGAUGCACUGUUUGUUGAUGCUAUCCAUACUGACGGGAAGUCUCUAUUAAAUACUGUAAAUCUGAAUGGAGGCUAUGGUAUUAAAAUGCCUGUGGGCCAUGUCGACUUCUACCCAAAUGGUGGCCAAAACCAACCAUCUUGCAAGAACAACAUCAUUGGUGAAGUCAUUGAUAAAGGCUUGGUUGAUGGUGUUCAGCAUAUAGCAUGUGAUCAUAGAAGUGCAUAUUUCUACUUCAUCGACUCCAUCAAAAAUAGGACUCCAUUCACUGGCUAUGCGUGCAAUUCAUAUGAGAAGUUUGAGGAUGGUGGGUGUUUUGAAAAUGUUGAGACAUCAGAAAUGGGAUUCUUUGCCAAACCUCUAAGCAAGGUGAACACAAAACUCUACUUGGACACAGCCUCCAAGAAGCCAUUUGCAAAGUACCACUAUAAGAUCUCUGUGAGUCUGGGCUCUAUGUCAAGGUCGGAAAGGGGCAAGAUGUUUGUUAGAGUAUUUGGGACAAAGGACAGGAUUGAUGCUAAAAAAAUAACUGAUGACAUUGAAAUGGAAUCUGGAAAGACCUACACACUCCUGUUCACAAGUAGAUUGGACAUUGGUGAAGUGACGAGAAUUCAAUAUUACUGGGAGCACAAUUCUAGCUGGCUUAGACCAGACCAGUGGAACUUAUGGAGGGAUCCUGUAAUAGUGGUCAACAAUGUGCAAGUAUUUACAGCAAACAAAACCAGGAACUUGUUUUGUUCAGCACAAAAGAUGGCCAACAAUAAAUUCUAUGACAAGAAUGUAUCAAAGAGGUCUACUUGCACUGGUAAUGCAAAUGUUGUGGGGUAGAAAUUACAAUACAACAGAAGCAAAAUACACCAAUCUUUAAAAAAGACUUUCCACACUUGUUGUGUUGUGUUGUUGUUAAAUAUAUUGUCAAUAUCUUUAUUCAAUAUGCAUGUACAAACUGAGUCUAAAUAUUCAGAUACAAAAUGGUUAACAAUACACCUCAGACAUUGGUAGAAAAAUUCAGAUGCUAAUAAAUUGAAGACUUUUGGUGUUACGAAUGUCAAUGUGUUCCUUCAAAGAACACACAAAUUAAGUAAGAGGUAAACCAUUUUGGAACUUUAAGAUCACGAUGAGUAGAUCUAAUGUUUUCAAGUUCUACAUGCAUGUACUGCAUGUAUCACAGAUAUUUAAUCAUUGAAUAAUCCCUUGACCGCAAAUUAUGCCCUUGUAUGUUACAGUCCAAUAUUUCCCAGUACAAAUUUUGUAAUCUAAUGACUUUCUCAUAAAGAAACUUUGAAAUGUGAAUGCCUGCUAUUGGAAACAAUUUUGGCCAGUCACAGUGGUGUUUGCAUUCGACAGGUUUUACUGUACACUGAUUUAGGGUUAAAUAUACAUUUACAAUGACCCAGUCAAUGUUGCAUCGUUCUCUACAGCACA